Molecule: messenger RNA, 874 nt
Organism: Alosa alosa (allis shad)
Lineage: Eukaryota; Metazoa; Chordata; Actinopteri; Clupeiformes; Clupeidae
Gene: htr7c
Product: 5-hydroxytryptamine (serotonin) receptor 7c
Exons: 4
Coding region: 164-874 (236 amino acids)
Biological process (GO): adenylate cyclase-activating adrenergic receptor signaling pathway
Cellular component (GO): membrane
Molecular function (GO): G protein-coupled receptor activity
Source: RefSeq, a predicted model, not a curated record
UAUACCUUAGUUUGUUGUUACCAACUGUUUCAGAAACUCUUUUUAUUUGUACUGGAAGUAUAGGACUGACAUUUUCAAAGAUGAGAGAGUGAAGCAUGCGCUCCAGGGGGGCGCGUAGUUGGCGAGAUGUCCUUUUCAACAUCACUGGAGGUUCAAUGCCGUAAUGUUCAAUUCAGGUGUAGAUCUCACUUUUAAAAGCAGGGAGAAUGAUUCUGAACUUCUCAGCAACACCGUACACCCAUGCUACAACGCUGUUACGACGGGAAACGUCUCCAUCAUGCAGAACAAAUCGUGCGGGGAGCAAUUACUCGACUUUGACACGGUGGAGAAAAUAUUCAUUGGGACUAUGCUGGCUAUCAUCACAGCGGUCACAGUGAUGGGAAACACUCUGGUAGUUAUUGCAGUGUGCGUGGUUAAAAAACUGCGCCAGCCAUCAAACUAUCUGUUGGUAUCUCUGGCAGUAGCAGACCUCUCCGUGGCGCUUGUAGUUAUGCCAUUUGUUAUAGUAACAGACCUGACUGGAGGCAAAUGGCUUUUUGGCGAGGUGUUUUGCAACAUUUUUAUCGGAAUGGAUGUUAUGUGUUGUACAGCCUCUAUAAUGACUUUGUGUGUGAUCAGCGUGGAUAGGUAUCUGGGCAUCACCCGACCCUUGACCUACCCGGCCCGUCAGAACGGCCAGCUGAUGGCCAAGAUGAUCCUGGGCGUGUGGCUGGUGUCGGCGUCCAUCACGCUGCCGCCGUUCUGCGGCUGGGCCAAGAACGUGCACACGGGCGGCGUGUGCCUGAUCAGCCAGGACCUGGGUUACACCGUCUACUCCACGGCCGUGGCCUUCUACAUCCCCAUGCUGGUCAUGCUGAUGUCUCACCACCAGUGA